Molecule: messenger RNA, 15700 nt
Organism: Cylas formicarius (sweet potato weevil)
Lineage: Eukaryota; Metazoa; Arthropoda; Insecta; Coleoptera; Brentidae
Product: chaoptin-like
Exons: 14
Coding region: 531-4652 (1373 amino acids)
Cellular component (GO): extracellular matrix
Molecular function (GO): protein binding
Source: RefSeq, a predicted model, not a curated record
UUGAAUCGGACGCAGGCAUUUUGCUACCUUCCCGAUCGAAGUACGGCGCGUUGUUGGUAGAAAUCGACGCGGUAAUAGUAAUUUCAUAAAUUAUAAGUGCUUGAUUUUUUAUUUUCUACAGUUUCAAGUUAUAUUUUUGUGGCGUUUGUGGAUUGCUGAAAUAUCCGAACUGAAUGCCAUCAUCGAAAUUUAAUUUUUCUGGGACGCUGUUUUUACAGGACGAGUAACUGGUGCAGAAGCGUUGUGCAAAAGAACAGCUUCAAGGCUUUUCUUGAAUUAGUCAAUAAAAAGCCUUCAGUCUUCAGAAUUGUGGUAGUGAAGACACUCGAUUGAAGCGGAUUGAGGACACUAAAGGCUUGCAGGCAGAUUUUGACAAGCAUUUCGUAGAAAGAUGGUUGGUUGCCCUAGUUGAGAGCUGUAGAAUUACCAAAUAAAGCAGAGAACUAAAAUCUAAGCAUUGGCUGAUGUAGUUUGCUCCAAUUUUACGCCAUGACCAACCCAUAUGCAGGUGGCCAGCCGGCGGCGGCAUCAUGAGGCGGCUAAGGGCCGCCCUAACCUUUUUUCUGGCACUAUGGGGAGCGACAGGGGGCCGAGAACAAUGUCCCUCUCCCGCCGCUAACCCUUCGUGCCAUUGUUUAGAUUUCGACAAUGGCGGCGUUUUCCUGGAUUGUCCUGCCGCAACGGCGCACUCGUUGAAAUUGGUUUUGGGAGCUUUAGAAAGUCCUGUGCAGUCACUUUCGAUUUAUGACCCCGAUAAGACUUUGAUUAGACUGCCGAAAGACUUUUUCCUCGAGGGAUCCGUAAUCCGACAUCUCCAGAUAUCGCAAUCGAGCAUCCAGGAGUUGCAAGAUGACUCGUUAUUUCCUUUGAAACUUCAUUUGGAAUCAUUUAGUCUGGUUUCCGGAAAACUAAAAGAAGUACCGCAAAAAGCUUUUAAGGGACUAAACAAACUAAUCGCGUUAGAUCUCGAGGCAAACGAAAUCAAAGAGCUGCCGAGUUAUAGUUUCUACGGGUUAAGGCUAAUGAAGCUGAACAUCAAAGGAAAUCAAGUACAAAAGGUCUCCGAAUACGCUUUUGCUGGCUUAGAAGGCACCCUCUCCGAAUUGGACGUGGCCGAAAACAAGCUCCAACAUUUCCCUAUCAAAGCUCUCAGACGGCUCGAACAGCUACGACAUCUACGCCUCGCGUGGAACGAAAUUAACAGUAUUCAAGACGACUCCUAUUCCCAUCUAAACUCGCUUUUGUAUCUCGACCUCAGUUUCAAUAAUUUCGAGAAUUUAGAGAAGGACUCCUUUCGGAUAUGCCCCGCGGUGCGGACUUUGUCGUUGUAUUACAACGCGAUCGAAAACGUACACCAGGAGGCUCUCGCGUCGUUACGCGAUCUCGAAUCGCUCGACUUGAGUCAUAACAAAAUCGUUUAUCUGGACUCGUUGACGUUUCAGAACAACAAGAAACUGCGCUCGGUCGAUCUCAGUCACAACCAUGUGCACUACAUCAGCGGAGUGUUCGCGUUUUUGCCCGAACUAAAGGAACUCUUUUUAUCGGAAAAUAACAUUUUGGAAAUUCCGGUGGACGCGUUCACCGACUCCGCUAACUUGACGGUGAUAUAUCUUCAGCAAAACGCGAUAAGACGCAUCGAUCGUGACGCAUUUCGGACGCUGACUAACUUAACUCAGUUACAUUUAAGUUCGAACUUCAUUCCUCGUUUGACGCGAGACAUUUUCGCAGAAAACCGCAACCUAGCGUCGCUGAGCGUCGACAGCAACUGGUUAGUAGAUUUGGAACCUGGCACUUUCGAGAGAACUGCGAAUCUUAAAGAGAUAAGACUGCAUAGUAAUAGAAUUAGGUCCAUACAAAGGGGCGUAUUUGAUCCGCUGCCGGUUCUGUUGGAGCUGCAUCUGCAAAACAAUCAAAUAACGUCGAUCGACACAGGAUCCUUCCGCACGUUGCAAAGUCUUCAACACGUCAAUCUGCAAGGUAACUUCAUUUCGGAAUUAGGAGACGUCUUUAUGCACGAGUCGCCGUCUUUGGUAUCCAUCCAAUUAGACUCUAAUAUUAUAACAUCUCUGCACAACGAUUCACUUAAGGGACAGUCAAGCGUACAAAUCAUGUGGCUUGGACACAACAGAUUAACUCGACUAACGACGGCUUUGUUCAGAGAUCUUCUUUUAAUACAAAGAGUGUACUUAACCAACAACAGCAUUUCGUUCAUAGAAGACAAAGCUUUCGAACCGAUGCAAGCCUUAAAGUUUCUCGAUUUAAGCGUAAAUUUUCUGACCGAAGUUACGACACGGAGUUUCGCGGAACUCUACGAGUUGGAGGAGUUGUAUCUGUCGCGCAAUCUCGUCGAAAAAGUCGAACCCAGAGCCCUGACCAAUUUGAAAAAGUUAAGGGUGCUUGAUUUGUCGUUUAAUCCACUUAAAGUGCUCCACGGGUUUAUUUUUCAAGAAGGAUUGCCGAUUAGAAAGUUGAGUUUGGUAAACUGUUCGAUCUGUAAAAUAGAGCGGGGUGCUUUUCACGGUUUGAACAACCUUAACGAGUUGAAUUUGGAAUCUAACGAUUUAUCCGCCGCGGACUUGGCCCAUCUCGAUAUUCCGGGACUGCGAGUUUUAAAACUAAGCAAGAACAACUUGACGGAACUCCACGGGGCGGCGCUCAACGGACUCCCGUCGUUACAAGAAGUUUUCAUGGAGGAAUGCGGCGUGAGCAAACUGGCCUUCGGGUUAUUCGCAAAGAACAAAAAUUUGUUGAGGAUCGAUUUAAGCGAUAACGACUUAAACGAACUCAAGCACGGCGUAUUUCUCAACUUGAAUGUUUUAAAAGAGUUGAAGUUAAUCCGCAACAAGUUCCAAUCCCUUCCUUACACCGCUCUUUUAAACAUAUCUACGAUGGAAACCCUUUCGCUAGCGCACAACCGAUUGGUCACCCUGGAGGUGUCGCAACUGAACGGUUUGCCAAAUUUGCGGGACUUGGAUUUGAAAAACAACCGAAUAUCGUCAUUGUCCGGUUUCGCAUCGGCCAACUUGACUCAGUUAGUGUCGGUUGAUUUGAGCGGAAACGAACUCUCUGCGUUGCCGGCAAAUUUUUUUCAUCAUUCGGCGCUACUGAGGCGCGUGGAUCUGUCGAGGAACCAUUUCAAACAUAUCCCGAACGCGGCGCUGGCGGAAAACACGCUGCACGGCCUCGGCUGGCUUAAUUUGACAGGCAAUCCGUUGGUGAGGAUUCAUGACGUUGCUUCCGCACGGAACUACCCUACGCUGGAGGAGGUACACAUAAGGUCAACCAAUCUGACCAUCGUUACCAGUAAGGAUUUCGAAUGUUUCCCUGCUCUUCUACAUAUCUAUUUGGGUCAGAACCAAAUCGCUCGUAUUUCUCCAGGUGCCUUUGCCAAUCUUCCACAGCUUCUGUCCUUGGACUUAGGAAUUAACGAAAUUGAACUGUUACCGCAGGAACGUCUUCAGGGUUUAUAUCAUCUGCGCGUUCUGAACUUAACUCACAACAGGCUAAAAGAGUUGGACGAUUUUCCGGCAGAUUUGAAAUCUCUACAAAUUUUAGACAUUUCGUUCAACCAAAUAGUAAGAAUAAGCAAGACAACUCUACAGAAUUUGGAAAAUCUUGCCGAAUUGUACUUAUAUGGUAACUGGAUCUCGUCGGUGUCUGGGGAAGCUUUUCGGCCAUUAAAAAAAUUGAGGACAUUGGAUUUAAGCAAAAACUAUUUGGAAUAUAUUCCACUGAAUGCCUUUAGACCUUUGGAAACUCAGAUUAGAAGUUUGAGGACUGAAGAAAAUCCACUUUCCUGCAGCUGCGACUCGCAAGAACUUUGGGAGUGGCUCCGAGAUCACCAGAAAUUAGUGGAACGCAGGAAUACGUUAGAGCUAAAAUGCGAACAUCCACCAGAACUUCGUGGUAGAGUAUUUUUGGAUUUAGAUCCGGAACAGUUCUGCGAUCAACCCAUGGUAAUCAAGCUGGGAAUUCAGGACAUACAACCAUUUUCAGUAUUAGUGUCUUGGCAGAGCAGGAAUCACUCAGGGUUGCAUGGAUAUCAAGUGGCAUAUUAUUCAACGGACGCCAUUGAGGAGGUGCGUGGAAAAUUGCUGGAUCGUUCCGCGCGCUCGUUAAAACUUUCUCCUUUAUAUCCUGGCACCAAAUAUGUAGUUUGCGUGCUGGCUUUGGGUAACUGGGCAUCGGCGAGAAGACGUGCCACAGCUGAGUCAAGAAUUGCGAGUAGAAAACCCACCACUCACAACGAUUCACUCUUCACACGGCAUGAUGGUUUAGAAACUUUUGACCACGGUGUGGUGCCUUUUCUUGUGGAUUCUGCAACGAGUAAAUGCGCGGAGGUUAUCACUUUGGGUGCACCAGAUUCGGCAAUGCUUCCUGAUCAUUCUGUUGGAAUUCAGUCGAUACUUACUCGAAGGCUAGGUUUAAUCAUUGGUUGUUGUAUGGGAUUCAUCGUUUUCGUCAUUUUGGUAUCCGUGUUAGGUUACCUUAAGGUGAAGAAGCAAAGGCGCACCGUCAAACGCGAUCAGCCCACUGCCCCACCCGAGUACCUGUCUUAUCGCCAUUUUUCCAUCCAAAGCGGAGAGGUAGGUGAUCGAUCCGGUCAUCCGCAUUUUAUUACAAAUAUCACCAACACGUCAACGCUCAACUAGGUAGUUUUCGCCUAAUAAGAUCGUGUAGAUCGCGCCAGUAUUAACAAUGGAAUUAUUUCUGCCCGAUAUCCUUAAACAUAAAAUUAGGUCGUUAGAACGUCGUUGUAAAUUUCACCGUAUUUGUUUUUAGUUAGAAUGAAACCGCACGUAAGAUACAUCAGGAUAAAAUCUUAUUUCUAUGGCAGCCAAUUCGAAAGCUAUAUUUAAUAAGUCCAGUAUUUGAGUAGAAUUACUGUAUUUGUAUUUCAUUUUGAAACAUAUAAGAUCGUCUUGAUUUCAAGUGUUAAUAAUAUUUUUUUAUAACGUUAGACAGAUUCGGAAACUUUCAGUUGGGUUCAAAUGUUAUGGUAAUUUUUGCUAUAGUUAAACCCAGUCUUAUCGUGCGGGUUCAAAGGUCACCAAUUAUAUGAAUCCAAUCAGAAAACAAAGAGACUACGAAAAUGUUGUACAGGUACAAAUAUACCCGAAGAAAGGAAAAAAUAGUUUUUGUUGUGGCUGUGAUAGUAAAAAACUAAAUUAUAUUGGAUAUUUUGAUAGUCUAAUGAAGUAAACACCUUUUAUCCUUUUUAUAACAACAAUUAUACAUAUACCUUAUACAUUGAUUCUUGAUCUAUAUAUAAGCGGAAAUGUAGAAAAACCAUCAAUCUAGGUAUGGAGCUAACUUUAAAUUAUUGACAAACCAUUCUCCUGUGACACGCGUACCUUGUCAAAUUGCAAAAAACUCCCUAAUAAACCUCUCAUUUAUUCUAAUAUGGAAAAGAUCUUAGAUGUUAGACAAUUACUUUUUGUCAAAAUUACGAAUUACUUUUACAAACGCAAGAACAGCUUAUUCCAUCACGAUCUCAAAGGCAAAUACUACGAAUAACAAGGAGAGAAAAUACUUACUUACUUAGUAAGAAAAAUUAUUGGUCUGCUACCCUUCGUGGUAAUUUAAAAUUCUAUAUUCUGCAACAAAUAUGCAAAGAAAAUAAAAGAAUAGAAAGAGUACAAAUAGAACGAAUAGAACACCCCAGAUUAUAUAUCCAUCAAGUAGACAACUCAUUAAGUUUCAACUCUGUGUGGUUUAAAUCGGUAAUAUUACACACCACACACUUAAAAUAUUUGUAUAUUGCAAUUGUGUAUGUCAGAUCACACACAAAUAUUAUACCUUAACCAUUUCUUCCUGGAACCAUAUAUUGCGUCUUCUCGGUGUUCACUUCCAGAUCCCACUGAUUCCAUUCCUCUAUCAUGUAUUGUUGAUCUUCGGCCAUAAUAACUUUGCCGUAUUUUCUACUCUACUGCUUUAGAGCGACACACAGGGGAAGAGGCAGCGACCAUGUGUCAGUGCUCUUGUCUGUUGAAAAGGUGCAGAGGUCUGAUCUCCGAUUUUUAUUAUCGCUUGGUUUUUUCUCUAGAAAAUUUUAAUUGCAUAUAUGUAUGUUUUGCUAACCCUGCUUCUUCUAGGACAAUCGUUAGUCUUCCUCUUAAAGAUAUUGAGCUGACUCCUCUAUAAUUCCUGCAUUCAUUUCUAUUACCCUUCUUAUAAUUCGAGUUUAUGUAUGAGUAUUUCGUCUAGAUCUUUUUUUACUUCCUCAUUGCUUUGCCCGUUUAUAUACUAUUUAAAUGUUUCUACUUAUUUAAUGUUCUUUUGAGUGAAGACGCCAUUAAUAUUCUGAGAAUUCAUGUCGCGGAUAAAAGGAAAUACUGGCAGGCGUUAGAUAUUUGCCUGUAAUCCAUUGUCGCCAAGUUAUAUCUUCGCCUGUCUCCUAUCAUUUUCAUUAUGUCAACAAUAGAAUUAAAGAAACUAACCAAUGCUAACCAAAUGUUUGUUUAUUUCUACUCCAAAGUAUUUGGUUAGCUUUGGUUAGUUUUUAUUAUUCUUUAUAAUUUAGAACAGUGCCAUGUGUCAACCGUCAAAGAUACGACGCCCAUUGUAUCAGAUUUAAAGGAUCAGAAUGAUCACCCAAAGUUAAAUGGAAAACGUCUCUUGAAAUCUGCAAUUAGCAGAUUGGAAACAUUCUAUUUCGAGUGAGACACUUAGAAUGAUGUCCCUGUCCAUUGCCGGUAACAUAUAUAAAUCAUAAAUCAUAUUCCGAACUUCCAUUUCAACGUCUUCCACACACCUUCAGGCUUUGGUUUUUUUUUUGUUUGUCCUUUUUAGUGUUGUCCUGUUUAGUUUAGUGUGCAUUUUUUUUAUGUACAAUUUUAGUCUUUAAUUGCCAGAAUAGUUUAUCACAUUUCAAACCGUUGCUUGGGGAUGCAAAAAAAAAACAGAAAAUUGCUUUUUAGUAUUAAUAUUGCCAAAUAAAAUUGUUAAAGCUUCAGAAUGAACUGUAAAUCAGAACUUAAAAACUUAAAACUACGUAAAAUUUUAAGGUUAUGCUAGUAAAAUUAAACAGGAUAAAAGAAAGGCACGUGACGUGGGAGUUUGUCUUUCAUAAAUCGCUAGAUCCGCACGAUCUGACCGGAUUUGACUAUAUGUAACAAUUGCAUGCUUCCAGCAAGGCAAAAUUAUUUCUUUUUUAAGUCCUGUAUUGGAAAAUAAAAUAAAUAUUAAAUCGCCUGAAAUAAGCAUUUUCGUGUUUUUUUUUAAUAAAAUAUUUAGGAAUCCACGUGCCUAGCUGUAGCUGAGUUGAUUAUGUCUGGUUGUAAUAUGACUAAUGAGGAAUAGAUAGAGUCUAUAUGGGGAAUGCAAGUGGGAUAGAUAUAGACAAGUAAAGUUAAUAAUUCAACAUUUUAAAUCGAGAGAGGUUUAUUGAUAAAUGUACAUAUAUCUCCCGGGGGCGGAUUAACAUUCGAUGUCCGAAGGUUUGAUACGUUUAUCGAUGGAGAUUUUGUAUCUUGUUUUCAUGACUUUUGGAUCGCGAUGGAACACUUUCCCCUUCACAAGAAUUGCUUUCUUUACGGGAAGGAAAAAAUCGAUAUCAACGUGACCGAGUUACAAGUAUUUGCAUUUUACCUAUCAAGAUCUCCGUUACAUAUUCGCUUAUAUUGCGCAUUUUCUGCCUGCAUUUCCAAUGACACUUUACAGUCUUAGCAAAUUAGUCGUAAAAACUGCGAAUAGAAGAAAAAAAUGUAUAAAGUUUUGAAAUUUUGAUACGGAACUCCCAGUGCUAACUCUAAUACAGAUCCGAAGAGUUUUAACCUCCCCUCGGGGAGCUAAGAAACCACCCCAAAGGUGACUUCACGGCGGCUUUUUGUAUUCCCCAUUAAAUUCUACGUGAAACAGGGUUAAAGGGUCAAAAGUCUAAGAUCAGUUGUCCAGUUAAAAUUAAGACUUUUUUCCCAUAAAUAUAUGUCUCAACUUGAUUUGUGUUCGAAUGUCAAAGUUUUUAUAAAAAAUCGGAUUUUCAUUAAUUAUUCAAAACCAUUUUCAUGAUUCUGAUUAAACUUGGCCCGCUAAUUUGCGAUAAUAAGGAACUUCCUUUGAAGCAACUUUUUUGGAUUAAGCUAUUAAGCACAUUUUUUGCCUUUUCUAGUUUUUUCGUAACGCGUUUUGAUAAAAAAAAGGUAUAACAACAAAAUAUUUCAUGUUUACUGCAAUGUUAGGUUAAAAUAAAUAAAAUGUAAGGUGUUCACUUUUUUGUAAUUUCAGCAUCAGCAUUUACCAUAGGAAGAAAAAUGGGUCUCCAUUAAUGACAACUACGGAAUGGAGAAAUAUUCUAUUUUUGAUAUUUAGUCAAUUAAAUCUUUGGAGUGUGCUUGACUAAUUCUGGCUAGCUUUCGAAUCCCAAACAUCAAACUUAGACAUGAAUUUUGUGGCUUUUGAAUCCGGCGUUUAUCAAAAUAAUUUAAACCAGGGCCGUAGACUUCUGAGCUUAACUGAGACAAAACCGGACAAUCGCAGAGUUUUAUAUUUUCUUCGUAAAAAUUUGUAAAAAUUUAGAAAAUCUCCACAGAGUAACUACCCUAUAGAAAUCUCCCGUUCGGUUGAAAGGACUACUGCUGGUUUGCAUUUCAUUUUAAACAAUGUUUAGUGGACACCUCGUAAACUCUGUUUAAGUCAUAGUUUAAGGCUCCAACUGCAAAAUGAAGUGAGAGCAAGAAAUGAAGGUGGAAAAAUUCUGAUUGAAUUUUAAGCCAAAAAUUCACUACAAUUUUCAACAGCAUAUCAGGAGAUUGCACAUGUGGCAAUCACCAGAUGGAUCACAAGCUUUCGAGUGUGCGGUAGCACUAACUUGUACAUAUAGGAACUUUCAUCAGAAAAAACCAUAGAUAACUCCAUUAACAUGAAUACUUAUAUCAGAAAGGAGAGAGAUCAAAAUUAAGCGCACAAUAAAGAAAAAUAUAGCGACCUUAUCAAAAAAAUCAGCCGGAGUGUAAAUAAUGACCAAACGAAUACAUAUCGUCGAAUAUUUUCAAAAAUAUCAGAAUGCUUUCAAAAACACCCAUUUUAAAAUCUGAGUUAGAAGCCGCUCUAUGUUAGCUUAACAAACAAAACAAUACGUACUGAUCAACUGCAUCAAAUCUGCACAGAGGUAUGGUCCGAUAGUUAAACAGAAUCAAUAUACAUCCCAUUACAUUAUUAAUUAUAUUAUAGAACCAUAACUCUGAUCAGCCAUGGCAGUAAAAGUUCUCUUGUAAAUCGUACAAGAGAUCCAAACAGAACAAGUAGUAAUAAAAAGAAGGAUCGAAAUGUUAAAAGAAACUUUGGGCAAGCUGGUCAAGAUCUGGAAAGAAGACCAUAUUCCGAAAAUGACCAAGAUAAAACUUCUAAAAGCGCUGAUAUUCAUCAUCGCAACCACAAAGAAUGCAGAAUCUUGGACGCUGAACGCUGGAGAAUAGAGGCGUUUGAAAUGAUAUGCCAUCGCAGGAUGAGGAUCCCAAGGAUGCCCCACGGGGCAAAUAUUUCCAUACGCCGCGAACUCAAUAUUCGAGAUCAGAGAAGGAUACUCCAACAAUCCAGCGAAGCAUACUCAAAUCUUUCGGCCAUUUUAUACGGAAGGACGUGAUAGAGAAUAUUAUGAUCCAGGGGAAUGUCGAUGGCAAAGGAUCUCACAAGUAUGUCAGUAUCAGGAACUAUGACAACCGUAGAGGAUAGAGAAGCAUGGACCAUGAAUAAGUCGGUGCUCGAAAUAGAGCAUCGACUGGAUAGAAACAGAGAUCUCGAAAACAAAUCAAGUUAGAACAUGUAUGUAUGCAUUUUUUUCUGAAAACCCUAAAGCUCGAACAAGAGAUAGUGGUCAUAUGAUAAUUGUUUAUACCUGUGAACCUACAGUUUUGAACUCGUUUUCACACUACCCUUGAGGUAGAUUCGUUUUUUAAGGGGUUUCCCUGUGAGCGAAUUCCACUAAUAUAACUGAUCAUUUGCUUCUGCAAAGUCUUUCACCCCGACAACAUUUAAAGAGCUCUUUUCAAUUUUCUCAAUGUCAACUCGGAUUGACAUACGCUAUGACAAUUGUAGUGUAAAGUCCAGUUAGAGCAAACGCGCAGUUACGUCAUAGCAGCUAGUUCAUUACUGCAUGUCCUAAAUUGACACAGGAAUUUUGUUUGGUAGUUUUGAAAUCCGCAUCUUAAAACGGUAGGUAGCAAUAUAGCUAAGACAUACGGUUCAUUUUUUAUUACGUCAAUAUACGUGAUGUAACAACUGCUCUGACUGGAGCAUGCCCAUUUUCAAUAUAUAAAUUUGUACCUACUGGCAACUAAAACAAGGCUGUAGUUGCAAAAUUCACGCCAUCAGGAGUGGAAAUAUUAAUUUUAAUCGAGCCUAAAAGCAGUAUAUAACUGAAAUUCCAAUUUUUCCGUAAUUUUCAUUCAACUGUCGAGUUUAUCAUAUCAUCGUCAAUUAGUUCACAACCCCAACUCAAAUUGGCCCUUCUUCCGAUAACGAUGGAGUGAUUCGCAAAGUUCGAAAGUCUCUUCAAUUAGCCUGAAAUAUGGUUUGUCGUCACUUAGGGACAAACUUUUGAAUUAUAUUACCGUAUUAAUUCGUGCGAUAGCGGCUUAUUUGUUAAAUUAGUCCAAACAAGGGGCUAUUUAAAUCGGGAAGCGGCGGUAUAAAGUUUGCCAACUUCCGAGCUUUUAAAGAGGCAGGGGAUAUUUAAUUUUAAACCGUUAGGGUUAGCAAGUGAAAAUAAAUUUCAUGUAAGUAUUGAAACUUAGCUAAUUUGGGUCAUUUACGUAACAUAAUAUAAAUGACAAUCUAAAAAUUCAGUUCAACAAGAAGCAACUUCAACACAUAAUUAGAGAUCGUUAUAUGGAUGACGUGAAACUAAAUUAACAUCUGUUUUUGUUUAAUAUUCAAGGGCGUCAUCUGCUUACUCUGUUCUCCCUGAAUUUAAUUAAGCAUAACUUUUUUGUGUCGCACUGUAUGCAAUUUUUGACUAGGCAGGGCUAUUUUAUUUGCAAAAGGUACAUGUAAAAGAUAAAAAAUUAUGUAAAAUAAUAGAAAAAAUACUUCUAUUACAUUUUGCACCGGGUGUCCGAAAUCUAUGAGUGAUAUAAAAAAAAGUUUGAAUACCAAAGUUCUUUCCAGUAAAAUGAUUUAUAAUUUUUUUGUAUUAUUUCAAUUGUCACUGAGUUACAUACAGGGUGGUCAAAUAGAGUUACAUAAUAACUUAUCAAACAUUUUUCUGCGCAACAUACUGAAGUAAUACUUCUUCUUAGGAAAUAUUCAAAAUUAGAAUAUUUUAUCAAAUACCAUGUUUUGGCAAAAUGUUACUUCUCUCAAUUUAAUUCUGAAAUUUAAUAUAUAAUUGAUCGCAUUCACUUAGUUAAUCCCGUCCCAAAUUCGUUGUUGUAAUUGAAAAAUUUCUAUUGGCUUCUUUUUGUAUGCUAUUUCUUUUAAAGUGCCCCGCCAAAAAAAGGGUUUAAAUCCGGGUAAGAAGCUUGCCAGAACAUAGUGCCCUUACCUAAAAACUCCCUUAAAAAAUUUACUGAUAAGGAGCGCUAUUUUUUUUUCUUGUUGCCAAAUUAAAUUUUAAAUAUUGUUUCUAACCCUGACCACACUGACCACACUUUAACCGAUCUUCUGUCUAAUAUGUCCUCUUUUAUUUACAUUUUCACAUUUUCGAUUGAGGAAAUGCUUGUUAAAAGCUUAAAAAUGGAAAUGCAAUCGAUUUACUGUCAAAAAUUAUUAAUAUUGAUAUGACAACUAUGACACUAAUAUUUUCAUAGUUUCUAAUAUUUCUGACAUUAUCAGGUAGUUGAUUAUGUGUUGGAAGCCUGAUAAAUAGGGUUAUAUAAGCCCUUGUUGUUUUUAAUGAUAUUAUGAUGUAUAUAAUUUUGCAUCUGGGUGUCGUGCAAUGUUCCAAACGCAUUACUUUAUCGGGCUUCCAGAUCCCUAAAUUCCUGUAUAGGUGGUCUCUAUUUAUGUACAGUGCACUAAUCAUUGGUGUAGUGUUGCUAGAAAUGCGUCUAACGUGUUCAGACCAACUCAAUUAAAAGUCAUGUAUUGGGUAUUUGGGAUUUAUAUUAAAAUCGUUACUACAAGAUGUUUUUUUUAACCCUGCUAAGUAUAUUUCCGAAAAUUUCUACGAAUUGGUUGUAAGGUGGAGGUUUGCAUACGGUACUAAUUGUUAAAUUGCCCACAUUAGCACAUCCUGCUUAGUAUAUAAAGAUCUUUAGGUUGUAUGCUGGAAAUGCUCACAAAUGUUAAAUAUCGUUCGUGCUUAAUUAUGCUCAAGGUAUUAUUUAAAAACAAACAAACAUUUCGGUGAUAUCGAUAAUGAUAAGAGUAGCGUAAACUAGUAAUCUCUGUUUUCAACUUACACUGCACAGAAAUCUGUCGAACUGUUUUACAAUAAAAUUAACAAAAUAAUCGAAAAUAGAAUUCCAAACUUAACUGGCUUGUGUGCGAAUACGAGAUGAAGGAAAAAUAUAAAUAUCACCAGAAUUGGAAAAAAUGUCGUAACAAUUUGGAUUAUGUAAAUUUUGCCAAUUUAAGGAAACGGGUCAGAAUGGCCAUAGGGACCGAUUAUGAAAAAUACGUUAAAAAUACUGAAACAGGCAAGACUACUAACAGUUUUUUUUGCUUCUAAUAAAUCUAAUGCUAAAACAUCACCUACAACAGCUACAUAUGAAGGAGUCACACACACCGUGAUGACUAUUAUUUCUCAGGCGUUCUCAAAGCAUUUCUCCAGUGAUCUUGUGCCAGACCCAAAUAUCCAAAACGAUUUCGAUUGCACUUUACCGAAAAACAAAUUGCUGACAAGACUAAUAGCAUUGAUAUAAAUACAGAAGCCGGUCCUGACCGAAUACAUUUUUAUAAAAUAAUGCAAAAAUCGGGCCGUUGAAACUCCUUUUCGAGAGAUGUCUUAACGAACGAAUUUAUCCAAUGCAAUGAAAACUAGUUCACGUACCACGGAAUUACAGAAGGGGCCAAAAAGCGACGAUUAUAUCUAUGCUGUCGACAUUCAGAAAAAUAUUUGAAGAUAUUCUAGCCAAAGAAUUUGACUUAAGAGAUUUCACUAAAGCUUUUGAUAAGGUUUCUUUUAAGAUUCUUGUCAAAAAACAACAAUAUAUUUGUGUCCAUGGUAGCGUGUAGAAACUGGCCCUUGCAGAAUAACUUUAGGGAUUCUUCAAAGAUCCCUUCUUUUCUUGGCUCAGGCAACACGAUAUCAAGCAUUGCUUCAAUAUUCUGAAUUUGCAUACUUUACUGAUGAUUUUAAAGCACAUAAAGUGGUUAAAACUAUCUCUGAAUGCUGGCAAGCAGAUUUAAAUACUCUGUGAAAGAUACAAAUAUACAAGUGCUUUGAAAUGAGCUUUUCUAGGUGCAAAUAUAAAAUUGAUUAAAGAACAAAUUGAAACAAUAAUAAAUACCUACCGAAACUUAGAACCUAUAAUGCGACCUUUCUAAAAAUAGAUCUGUGUAAGACACUUGCCAGGUUAUACUUGGAAUACAUGAAUGCAUAAACAGAAAAAAAAACAUCCAAAAAAAGUUUAUGCGUUAUGUUGCGUUUAAAUUCCAUCUAAACCUAAUUUUUUUCAAAGAAAUUGGAUUCCUCCUGCGUCGGUACUUUGUAAAUCAAACUGGCUGAUGUUUCGCCAACCAUCCUGUCGACUUUUUCAGAGCUUAACGGAAACUGGCUUGCAUUCUACCUGCUUAUAUAUCGUUUGAGGGGCGCCUAGCUGAAUGAGGGACAUGGACGUUUUCUCGGAUGACUGAUUCCCAAAUUGCAAGUUAAAAGCCUGAAUUGCGGUUAAGAUUGUUGAGUUGGAUUUUUCGUUGGUAGAAGAAUUUUAGUUUUAUCGAAUAAGAUUUGAAAUCCGGUUUCAUGAUUGUGUUAGGCAAAUACUAAUAAGUUUAUUUGUCGUAGUCUUAAGGAUCUUUCAUGUUUUUUGAGCAUAGCUGAUCUCUCCAAUGCCGGGUAUGCAUGGAAUGCUGUAACCGGAAUUUUAUCUAUGACUCAUCGAGAAUGGUGAGAUAUUUUUGGACUAGUGGUAAAUUUAAUUUUGAUGUAACAUUUUUUAAGAACUUCUGAUAUGUGGUCAGUGAUAUUUUGAAUGUGAGGAAAGACGACAGUGGAAAGUGUGGGGCUGCUUUCCGACUCAUUCUCUUUAGAAGAAAAUUUUGUGGAAACUUAGAGAGAAGAGCAGAUAUAACGUGCUUUAAUUCGGAGUUCAGUGACUCGAGUUGAAAUAGUUUUCGCCAUUCACCACAACACUCGAAAAACAAUGAAUCCGAAAGCAACCCCGCACUUGCCAGUGUUGUUAUCCUUUACUUUCAUAACAUCACUGGCCAACAGUUCUCAAGAAAUAUAACCUGAAAGUUAGAUUUACCACUCAACAUCUUCAAUCCGUCAAAGACAAAACUCCUAUUCAGUUUCAGUUAAGCUCUGAAGAAGGCAAUAGUAUGAAGAAAAACUUAUGCGCCUUUAAUUAAUAAACUGAGCUCCAGAAUAUUGAUUUCAUCUGUUCUAUUUAUACACAAACUAUUCUCUAAUAAAAUUGGCAAAUCCAAGACUUUUAAAAAACUAUAAACCAUAUAACUAUUUAUAAAAUGUUACAGGUGUUUCGCCUGCAGGGGCAGCAUCAGACAUACCAAGACGCCAACUAAAAUUGAAUUUUUUAUUAAAAUAAACAAAUUUGAAAUAUGUGUGCGUUUGAGUUGACGGCUCAUCCAAAUGUAAAAGAACUAUAACUACUUUAGUGAGAUAGAUAUAUUUCACUUCAGUGUUAAUUCUACUGGAAAACGAGUCCAUGUUAUUCAAUGAUUCCAUAUUGAUUUGAAAUGAUACUUUGAUUUCCUGUUUUUUUUUCCUUUUCCGGUUUGGUUAAUUGGUUUAUUAAAUUUUCCUGUAGAUCUUUUGUUAUCUAUUAAUGGUAAUAGAUUAGUUAUAUAUACUCUGUAAUUUGUAAUGUUUCAACAUGACGUUGGGUACUGGAAUAAACAAAUAUAAAUAUAUGAGACAUGAGAUAAUUAUAUGUAUCUCGUUGGUGGAAUACGCUUACAGGCGAAACCUUUCAAAAAAGUCGGACUGAGAACUGUUCGGAUCUGCAUGUGAGUUGUUACCCAAAUUUGUAAACUUUAUACAUUUCUCCUUCUGUUCGUCAUUUUGCGACUAAUUUGUUUAGACUAUUAAGAGCAAUUAAUAAAAAAGUUUAGAUACUAUACCUAUACGAAGAUUUCCGCUUCCGGGACCAGAUUUCGAUGGUUGAUAUAAUGCAGACCUGACAUUUCAUCGUAUUUGGCCUAUACAUAUCUGUCUAGUCGAAAACAAAUAAUAGCGUUACACAAUUUCUGUAAAUUUAUAUUUGACAUUGUGAUAUAUUACCCACUAUUCGAUGACGAUGCUCUUCUCUCACUUCUGAUGCAGAAUUCCUAUUAAGUGAACCGCCAUUUCCAAGAACGAGUUUUAUUGAGGGCUUAAGUCGAACCCUCUAUUACAGUGGUUAUUCUGUUGAAUUAUUAUUAAUACAUAGAUUUAGACAGGCAUUGACGAAUUCCAUGUACCGUUCGCCCACUUAAUCAGAAUGUAUUGUACCGAAAAAUUUGAUAGAUCUAUCAGAUAUCAUUUUAGACGACGUUAAUAAUUUUUUACUGUAAAUAUUUAAAUAGUGUAAUAAAAAUUUUAAUGACAACAAGUGUAUCAUUUAUAAUUCUAUCCUCAAGCUAUAACUAUAGAGUU